AUGGGGUAUCCCGACGCCGGAUAUGGAAGUAGCGUCGAGCUCAACCAGAGAGCGCCGCGCUUCAUGGCUGAACCACCAUCUCGGGUACACUUUAUUAAUAACGCAGGAGCUUUGAUUCACUGCGGUUCCGUGGCGGCAAUUCCCAGUCCUACGGUCCAGUGGGUGACAUCGAACGACGGUCAGCCGGUGACGACGGUGCACGGAUUGCGGACAACAUUCCCCAAUGGCACGUUAUAUCUUCAACCAUUCGCUGCCAACCGCUAUCGGCAGGAUGUUCAUGCAACGACUUACAGAUGCAUCGCCACCAACGCUGUGGGAACAGCCGGGUCCCGGGACGUCCGCGUCCGAGCAGUCGUCCAACAACGCUACGAGGUUCAGGUGUAUGACGAAUUCGUCAUAAGUGGAAACACAGCGGUCCUGAGAUGUCACAUUCCAAGCUAUGUGAGAGACUACGUGUCUGUGGUCACGUGGGAAAGAGAAGACGGCGUCACCAUCACUUCGAACGUCGCCGUGGUGACCAUCCUCGAGGUCGGACAGAGAGUAUCGCUACCGUGCGACAUCGAAUCGCUCCAGGACGAUAGUCCGCUUCGGAUCCGUUGGUUCAAGGACGGCCAGGAUGCGCCGAACUAUAUUGCCGAAGAUGUCCUGAAGCGAGGUAUCUGGAAUGGUCAUCAUGACAUCAGUGUUGCGUGGGCGGGCCGAGCUUUUUUCUCUGUGCUGUCGGAUCCUGCAAAACUGGAGCUUUCCAAACUGCACGUCACUGAUUCCGGGACGUACGUUUGCUCAGUGCAGUUCCAUCGUGGCGAUCACAAGAAUACGACGUCGAAGAUCAUCGUCGGGGUGCCGCCGUCUGUUCCGAUGAUUCGAGGAACCGAUGGUUCCGUGAUUCGGGACAAAAUUGGUCCCCUCAUCGAAUUCUCCAAUUUGACACUGACUUGCGUCAUCGAAAAAGGGAGCCCUGCACCGACGAUAGUUUGGAAGAAAAAUGGACAAAUCAUAGCUCCAGAUAAGGUUCGCUCAAAUUCAACGAAUGAGGAAGGAGCGAUCAGUGUGCUCCACUUCGGUCCAGUGAAACGUCGGGAUCUACUCCAUACAUUCACCUGUGAAGCUGACAACGUGCUCAUGAAAACGCCGGCCAUGCAGAGACAACCGAAACGAUCGGUGUCCGUGGUGCUCGAUUUAACUCUGCCACCGCAGUCGGUGACGAUCGAAACGAACACGGAACCUUUGAAUGCGGACACAUCGGUGGAAUUUCGUUGCCGGGUGCAGGGCUCGCGGCCGACUCCAUCGCUGCGUUGGGAGCUGGAAGGCUGGAAUUCCAGUAAACUUGAAUCGUUCUCGUUUAUCGAGAGCGCCGAUAAUGGAGACGGUAACUCCACGAGCUCCGUUCUGGUUCUACCUCUGCGGACCGAAGACAACCAUAAGAACAUCACUUGCGUCGCGACGAACCCCCUGCUCCCGAAUUCCACUUGGAGCCAAGCGAUGCAGCUCUCCAUUCACCAUCUUCCUGUGGUUCGGUUGUCCUUGGGGAAUCGACUCCAGGAGAAACACAUCAUCGAAGGCAGCGAUGUUUACUUUGAGUGCAAGGUGCUCUCGCAUCCUCCGGCGAGUGAAGUGUAUUGGUCGGUGGAUGGGCGAGAGCUGCGAACAAACGCCUCGGCAGGAGUAGUGGCUGAUGAAGGUUUCCUAGUCAUCCGCAAUAUCAGCCACAGGUUGUCAGGGAUCUACCUCUGCACCGCAAUCAACCAGAGAGGUCCUGCCAGCAGCAAUGUCAUCAACCUCAGCGUCAAGUAUGCUCCACGUUGUCGGAACCCCGAAACGAAGUCCUUGGUGUUUUCAUCCAUCGAGAGAGCAAUCGAUGUGCUCUGCGACACAGACGCGUCACCCAGCGAGAACGUGCAUUUUUCGUGGUCCGUCAAAAACGUAUCGGCCACUCAGCCCAAGCCGCUCAAAGACUUUGUUGUUAACGGCAGCGCAAGCGUCCUGCAUUACAGACCGACCACUUAUGUAGAGCAUAGCAUGAUCUCUUGCUGGGCGAACAACUCGAUCGGCGGAAUGGUCGGCGAGCCCUGCACUUUCAGAGUCGAACCGAAGGGAGUUCCCCCACCUCUCACGCGAUGCGUUGUGUCGAAUCAAGUCGGCUUGAAUUCUUGGUUUCACAUACAAUGCGCUGACGAGAGGCCCGAGGCAGCUGGAGAGUCUUACCUGCUGCAGCUGUUCAUGGCGGAAUCCCGCAAUUUAUUGCUCAAUCAGACGAGUCCGGUGCCCUCUUUCCAUAUCAACAACAUUCCGGAGGGAGCUGAGUGUAUAGCGGAAGUCUCAGCCGUAAAUGAUCAAGGUCGAGGAGACCCUUUGCGGUUGACGAUUCAAAACAUCCCCCCUCCCUCGAGAUUGCUCACCUCGAACGCGCCAGAACGAGGAAUGCGAUGGCCAUUAUCCGCGAUCGGCUCUCUUUGUUCCGUCGUCGUCGUCGUCACUCGCCUAGGAAAAGCGUGGUGAUUUACGUCCGACAUCUUGACUAGAACGUGCCUUACGGUAGAGGAACACAUAUUCUGCUCAUGUAUAUAUACAAUAAACUGUACGGAAAAUGCGGGACAAGCAACAGCCGUCUGUGGCUGCAAUAGCAGUCGAGACGACAAGCGAACGAGAAAGCGAGAUGACGAAUGGAGUUUGGUUAUUUUUCUUAUGAAUGAGCUCGAGAUUGUCCGGCAAUACUGAACGGAAGCGUUUCCGUGGAGCU
Molecule: messenger RNA, 2740 nt
Organism: Galendromus occidentalis (western predatory mite)
Lineage: Eukaryota; Metazoa; Arthropoda; Arachnida; Mesostigmata; Phytoseiidae
Product: hemicentin-1
Exons: 15
Coding region: 1-2499 (832 amino acids)
Source: RefSeq, a predicted model, not a curated record